This is a messenger RNA of Zingiber officinale, 1013 nucleotides long. RefSeq names its product surfeit locus protein 1-like. Gene Ontology annotation, cellular component: membrane. Bases 462 to 941 code for a protein of 159 amino acids. The transcript is spliced from 6 exons. NCBI's taxonomy places the organism in Eukaryota, Viridiplantae, Streptophyta, Magnoliopsida, Zingiberales, Zingiberaceae. The record is from RefSeq and is a predicted model, not a curated record.
CCCACGUGGCGGCAUGUCUCUCCAAAACCCUAAAACUGAAGCGCGCUCUUCCCUGUAGCUUCCAAGGCUCGCCGCGAGGCCUCUCGCUGCUUUCUCUUCGUCUAAUGCAUCUCCACCAACCGCCGCCGCCUCCGCCGAUGCUGCGGCGGUGGCGUCAUCUGCCUCUCAAUCGCAAGAGAAAAAAAGAGGGAAAUUGUCCAAAGCUCUGCUCUUCCUCCCGGAUGCAAUCACUUUCCGACUUGGGACCUGGCAGAUCUUCAGAAGACAGGAGAUGAUAGAAUUGUUGGAUUAUAAGAAGAAAAGACUGGAGAUGGAACCAUUAAACUGGAACGAGCUAUCUUCUUUGAAUUACGAUUGGAAUGCUUUGGAAUUUACGGAGGUCAUAUGCGAGGGUGAUUUUGAUGAGAGUAAGUCCGUUUAUAUAGGUUCACGGUCGAGGAGCAUAUCAGGAGUUACAGAGAAUGGGUAUUAUGUUAUCACUCCAUUGGUUCCGAGGAGAACUGUGCGUGGGACGAACAGUAGAGGCAAAAGAGAAUGAAGGAAGCCUGCGGUGGAAGUUUUGGUUUAAGAAACCUAAAGCUUUAAAGGUGGAAGAAGACAUCCUGCAUCCAACACGAGUUGUGGGUGUAAUUCGAGGAAGUGAGGAUCCAAACAUAUUUGUACCAGAAAAUGAUCCCAGCAGUGGGCAAUGGUUCUACGUUAAUAUUCCCAUGAUUGCACGAUCCUGUGCUCUUACAGAGAAUACUCUUUAUAUCCAAGACAUAAAUGAAGAUUUCAGCGCAACCAAUCCUUAUCCAUUUCCAAAAGAUGUCAACAAAUUGUUCCGCUACUCCGUCAUGCCUCAAGAUCACUUGAAUUAUACUUUGACAUGGCACUCCCUCUCGGUUGCUGUAUCUUUCAUGGCUUUCCAGCCGAUUAAACCGAAUAAAUUACGCAGAUGAUGAAUCUCUCAGACUAUUUGUUGCUGGUGUUCUAGGAAUGUUUAAGUCAAAACCGAUAUUUUUAGUGUUCAU